UUGUUAAAUUUCAUAAUGCGGGUCUUGCGGUGCAAUAAAUGCCCGGGUUUCUGCAGCGCCGGUUUUUGUGGUAUGGUCCGGUUGGGACUGACAACCUGAGGGGUCAAAACAGGGGGGAAAUACAUGUACUAUUGAUGUCGUGAACGACAUGUAUGGUAACCAUUAAAAAUAAAAAAAAUGUCUAUUUUUGCUUCUUGUCGACGCGCGGUGUUGCAUUUUUGACACCAUUUUCUCGCGCGCUCAUCGGUACAUUUCGGCCGCGUAUUUCUCAUACCCCCAUUGUGACAAAUGUGACCGUUCUUCCCAAUAAGCACCAUGCGGGGUUAUUUUGACUUGAAUGGGCUGCAAGAAAGCUAGAUUGCCCAACCUGAUUCAGUCGAUUCAGAUUUCAAUGUCGUUCAUUAAUACACACCGUGAAUGGCAAAUGUAGUAUCUCGAUAUGUCGCCCAAUUGUGCUACGAAAUAGCUAGCUAGCAUAGAGUAACAACUCAUGUUAGUCUUGCCAGUACUAACGCUUCAACUCCUUUCUUUCACCAUCCAAUAGGUUGCACACCUUGCUGGUCAAGGUUAAUUAACUUCGUUGCGUAUCAUGAAUAAGAUAAAGCUAUUAUUAUUGGCGAGCAAAUAUUGAAUUGAAAGGACAUCAAUCUUUUUAGAUAAAGCAACCUAGAGUUGUGUGACAACAAGGUGACAGGAGGUGACGAGAGCUCAUGAACGGCCCUGACGACGUGCUGCCAUGGAGACCAAGGAAGAAUCGUCCCCUGUGUGGAGUCAGGCAUCCAACAAUGAAUCAGACAACACGACUCAGGUGCAUUUUGAGGGUGGCACUGUGGCCCAGAUAGUGUACAGUGAGGACCAGCAGGAUCGAGGGCAGCAGCAGGUAGUUUACACAGCUGAUGGGAACUCCUACACAUCGGUGGAGUCUGCUGAACACACGCUGGUUUACAUCCAUCCUGCAGAUGGCUCACAGACAGUGUUUGCAGACCAACCACAAGUGGCCUACAUACAGCAGGACGGCACAACACAACAGGUGACUGUUUUGCUGCCUAGCGGACAGAACAUGAACGCUGCCAACCUGCAUGUCCUCAGCAACGUAGCCGAAGCUCCCCAGGCCCUGCUGGAGCCCGUUCCUCAGGGGCAGCUGUCUGUGUCAAACUCCCUCCCCAACAUGGCCGACAUCGAAGAGCAGCCGUCCAGCCCUCUGGGGGCCACAGACUCCACGGAGGAUUCCGAAGAGGACGACGAGGACGAUGAUGAAGAUGACUCUGACAUGGACGACUGGGAGCCUCGUCAGCCCCAGGCCUUCACCCCUCACAACCUCUGGUGUGAAGAGUGUAACAACACCAACCCCUCUGUGUGUCAGAAGCACGGCCCCCUCCACCCCAUCCCCAACCGGCCUGUGGUGUCCAAGGCGCGCGCCAGCCUCCCCCUGGUCCUCUACAUCGAUCGCUUCCUGGGCGGGGUCUUCUCCAAGAGGCGCAUCCCCAAGCGCACCCAGUUCGGCCCGGUGGAGGGACCCCUGGUGCCACAGAACGAACUACAGGACCACUACAUACAGCUCAAAUUGUGCAUGCUGGACGCGGAGAAAGACGGGCAGAAGCCGGAGGACAUGUGGGUGGACCUGUCGGACGAGGACAGCUGUAACUGGCUGAUGUUUGUGAGGCCUGCUGAGAACCACCUGGAACAGAACCUGGUAGCCUACCAGUACGGCUCUGAGAUCUUCUACACCACCAUCAAAAACAUCCAGCCCAAACAGGAACUGAAGGUGUGGUAUGCUGCAUCCUACGCAGAGUUUGUCAACCAGAAGGUUCACAACGUCACGGAGGAGGAGCGGAAAGUGUUACGGGAGCAGGAGAAGAACUGGCCGUGUUACGAGUGCAACCGGCGCUUCGUGAGCUCGGAACAGCUGCAGCAGCACCUCAACAUGCACGACGACAAGCUGGACUACGUCAGCAAACCGCGGGGGCGUGGCCGAGGCCGAGGCAGGAAGAGGUUCGGCACAGGAAGGAGACCAGGACGGCCGCCCAAAUUCAUACGCCUGGAGCCUCCUGUUGACACGAGUGUGGAUAAGACGGCGGAGAUGCUGGGUCUGGCUGUGAAGCUGCCGUCGGAGCAGAGGAGAGACGGGGCCCAGAACGGGCUGAAGGUGGUGGAGCUGGAGGCCGAGGAGGUGGGAUCUGAGGCCGAGGCCCAGCUGGAUCCCCCCGCGGGGGAAGCGGUCCCGGACCCAGACCCGCCACCCUCCACCACACACCUCCUGGUUCCCGUGAAGGAGGACCCCUCUGCCAGCGGCCAAGCGGACCCCCACCUCACGGCCCAGGACAUGCGUCGUGCCAAGAGGAUCCGGAAUGCCGCGCUCCAGCACCUCUUCAUCAGGAAGUCCUUCCGACCCUUCAAGUGCACCCACUGCGGCAAGGCCUUCCGCGACAAAGACAAGCUGGAGCAGCACCUGCGCGUCCACGCCCGCGACGCCUACGCCUUCACCUGCCACGUGUGCAGCAAGAGCUUCGCCAGCGACGCCGCCUUCGAGGAGCACCUGCUGCUGCACUCGGAGCACCGCACCUUCUCCUGCCUCUUCUGCACCGACACCUUCGACCGACUGGACCUGCUCAAGGACCACGUGGGCGUCCACGCCGUCAACGGCUGCUUCUCAUGCCCCUCCUGCCGAAAGAGCUUCACCGACUUCAUCCAGGUGAAGAAGCACGUUCGCUGUUUCCACUCUGAGAAGAUCUUCCAGUGUCCGGAGUGCGAUAAGGCCUUCUGCAGGCCGGACAAGCUGCGCCUGCACAUGCUGCGGCACUCAGACCGCAAGGACUUCCUUUGCUCCACCUGUGGCAAGCAGUUCAAGAGGAAGGACAAACUCCGGGAGCACAUGCAGCGCAUGCACAACCCCGAGCGGGAGGCUAAGAAGGCGGACAGGGUCCACCGCUCCAAGGCUCUCAAGCUGAAGGUGCCCACCACCGAUUUCGAGAGCUUCAUGUUCAAGUGCCGAGUCUGCAUGAUGGGGUUCAGACGCAGGGGGAUGCUGGUAAACCAUCUUUCCAAGCGCCACCCGGAGAUGCGCAUCGAUGACGUUCCGGAGCUCACCCUGCCCAUCAUCAAGCCCAACAGAGACUACUUCUGCCAGUACUGCGACAAGGUGUACAAGAGUGCCAGUAAGAGGAAGGCCCACAUCCUGAAAAACCACCCGGGGGCGGAGCUUCCUCCCAGCAUCCGCAAGCUCCGCCCAGCCGGCCCCGGGGAGCCCGACCCCAUGCUGAGCACUCACACCCAGCUGACGGGCACCAUCGCCACGGCGCCCGUCUGUUGCCCGCACUGCGCCAAGCAGUACAGCAGUAAGACGAAGAUGGUCCAGCACAUUCGGAAGAAGCACCCAGAGUACACCCAGCUAGCCAGCACCAUGCAGGCGCCCCUCACCGCCGCCGUCAUCAGCAGCGCGCCGGCCAUCAUCCCCACUGACGGAAGCUCCGCAGAGGCCGUGGUGACGACAGACCUGCUGACCCAGGCCAUGACGGAGCUGUCCCAGACGCUCACCACAGACUACCGCACGGCCCAGGGAGACUACCAGAGGAUCCAGUACAUCCCCGUGUCGCAGGCCGGAGGGGGCCUGGCCCAGCCCCAGCACAUCCAGCUCCAGGUGGUCCAGGUGGCGCCGGCUUCGCCUCACUCCCAGCACUCCACGGUGGAUGUGAGCCAGUUGCACGACCCUCACGGCUACAGCCAGCACUCCAUCCAGGUGCAGCACAUCCAGGUGGCUGAGCCCUCAGGGACUGGUCAAGGAGCCACCCAGGUGACCGGUCAGCCCCUAAGCCCCGCCUCCCAGCAGGCGUCCCAGGAGCUGAGCCCCGCGCAGCUGACCCCGGUGACCCUGGCCCAGAGCCACACCCUCCAGACCCCCUCCACCCAGCAGGGGGCAGUGCAGCACACGUACAUCCCUGGGAACUGGAACUAUCGAGGCUACCCCUCUGAGAUCCAGAUGAUGGCUCUCCCUCACACCCAGUAUGUGAUCGCUGAGGCCAGCACCCCGGUCACCGGAGUCAACAGUGGCCAGGUGAAGACGACUCACUAUGUGAUUUCAGACGGCCAGGCUGAACUGGAAUCCAAACAGACCCAAAGCUCCACCCAGGUACACACAGAACACCUCGAAUCAACCAAUCAGCAAGCCCCCACGCAGUACAUCAUCACCACAACCACCAAUGGAAACGCUAGUGAAGUUCACAUCACCAAACCCUGACCUCCAUCAAUACCUCAGCCCUGUUAAUCCUGUAAGGCUGCUUUUGCAUGCAUCCCAUGUCAACUCACACACACACACACACACAUCAGCGCACAUACACAAUGCACAAACGCACAGUAAACAUACAUACAUGCACAAACCCGAGUUUGGCUCGACCAGACAUAUGAGGGUGUUGACUAACACUGCUUAGAUUUUUUUUUUUACGAGUCUCUAAUUUAUUGUUGAUUAGAGACGGAAGGAUAAGAGAACGAGUUUUAGUUCGCAUUUUUGGAAUCUGAGAACACGUGCAUGCCCUGUCACGGGUGUUCCAGACGUCGAGAGGAAAAAAACACUGGAAAGCUUUGAUGUUUCUAAGAUCUUUUUUGAAACCACAGAAGCUGUGAAAGGACGCACACCCCCUUGUCACUUCCCCCUGCAGAGAUCAGGUGAUCAAAUCUCAUGGCUGUCCAACACAUCAAAUCAAUGUUUCUCAUAUGUUGUACUUUGGGAUUGGAUAAUCACAUUCUUUGAUAAAUUGCAACAUGCUUGAUCGGAAUGAACAAUCAAGAAGUUUUUUUCUCUCCUAUGAAAGACACCGCUAGGAGAAGACUACAUUUUCUGAACUGAAUUGCCAUUCAUUUGAUUACACUUUUACAGGUGUGAUGAGCGAAUAAGUAGUUGUGGCCAAUAGUGGUGUUUUUUCCCCUAGUCUGGACAGGAAUAGUAUUUUGUUGAACAUUCCUAACCUAGACAGGGUUCCACAUUCCAAUGGAAUUGAACAAUUCUUAGAUGAUGCCACUGAUCAGAACAUUCUGAGAACCGUAGCCAUCCAGCACACAGAGACAACCGUUAUGUUACUAUUUGAGAAUUCUUAUCUGAUCGCCGUUUGCCAACUCGACACUCUCUGGACAGCUGAACGUUUUCCUUUGCACACAGUGCUUAGCACCAGACCUAGGUAGCUGUGCAUCUUCACCACCUAAAGUGAAGAUGUGUCCUUAUUUAUAUAAAUCAGUCUGUGAGAAUGGACUUGUAUAAUGUAAAAUAUAGCUGUAAUAUUGAAGAGAAUAGUUUCCUUGUGUACAGUGAUUCCCAUAUUGUUGCAGGUAAACUCGUCCUGUUGUCCUUGUGUGGAAAAAUUAAAAGUAUUUUAUAUCU
This is a messenger RNA of Hypomesus transpacificus, 5368 nucleotides long. It is a transcript of the gene prdm10, whose product is annotated as PR domain containing 10. The coding region runs from base 737 to 4234 and encodes 1165 amino acids. Gene Ontology annotation, molecular function: protein binding. The record is from RefSeq and is a predicted model, not a curated record. Gene Ontology annotation, cellular component: nucleus. The transcript is spliced from 22 exons. NCBI's taxonomy places the organism in Eukaryota, Metazoa, Chordata, Actinopteri, Osmeriformes, Osmeridae.